This is a messenger RNA of Pyricularia pennisetigena, 1830 nucleotides long. RefSeq lists its product as uncharacterized. Gene Ontology annotation, biological process: transmembrane transport. The transcript has 8 exons. Lineage: Eukaryota; Fungi; Ascomycota; Sordariomycetes; Magnaporthales; Pyriculariaceae. The record is from RefSeq and is a predicted model, not a curated record. Gene Ontology annotation, molecular function: transmembrane transporter activity. The coding region runs from base 1 to 1830 and encodes 609 amino acids.
AUGGCUGCUCGACCAACAGAACUUGGCGCUUCACCAACCGAGAUAGCCGUUGCCGACCCGACAACACGAGACCAGAACAAGGACCGCGAGCCUGUGCAAGACGUCGACAGCGGCCCAGGCCGUAGCUCGUCGACCUCGCCGUCUUCUCCAGUUACUAGUUCUCACCUAUCACCCUUGGACGGGCACAACUGUGUAGAAGGCUCGGCGACUGGGAGCUCCGGGUCUAAUGGCAGUGACCAAUUUGUGACAGCCUUGCAAUCUGCUGCUCCAAGUAUCGGCGCCGCUAAGGCGAGUUCUGACUCGGUCCAGGUGCUGCCGGAUGUUGUGCAGCCUUUGUACAUAUCGGGACCAAAGCUCUUUGCCAUGGUCUCUUCCGCUACUCUAGCUACGUUUCUUACGCUGCUAGACAUGUCCAUCAUUGCCACCGCGAUUCCUCACAUCACCAGCGAGUUCAGCUCCCUCGAUGACGUUGGCUGGUAUGGGAGUGCCUAUCAGCUUGCAAGCGCCGUGUUGCAUCCUGUUAGCAGUCGGCUGUACACUUACAUAAACCUCAAGUGGACAUUUCUCACCUUCCUCGUGCUGUUUGAGGGUGGCUCAUUGAUAUGCGGUUUGGCAUCUUCUUCCUUCAUGCUUAUUGUGGGCAGAGCAGUAGCCGGUAUGGGCUCAUCUGGUUUGAUGGGUGGCGGCCUCAGCAUCAUUGCUGGUGCAGUGCCCAUUCACAAAAGGCCUUGUUUCUACAUUAACCUCCCGGCCGGGGGUCUCUGCAUCUUCUUGAUGGCCUUUUUGAUGGUGCCGGAACAGGUCCCAAAGCUCGUGGGUCACAGUUUCCCUUCACGCGGCCACAUUUACCUGACCCGCAGGUUCGACUUCGUAGGCUUUAUGCUGAUCGCUGGCGGCUCUGUCAUGCUCCUCUUGGCCCUCGAGUUUGGAGGCAAGACGCAUCCUUGGGACAGCUCCGUCGUCAUUGGUCUGAUCUGCGGCGCGGCCGGGGCGUUUGUCGUCUUUGGCCUUUGGAUGCACCGCUUCGGCGACGAGGCGCUCAUUCCCAGUUCGUUCACUGCGGCCUUCUUCCUACCCAUCUACUUUCAGUCGGUGAAGGGAGCGACUCCGGUGAUGAGUGGCGUGUACACCUUGCCGACCGUGCUUGGACAGCUUUUGUUUUCGGUGCUGUCGGGUUUGAUCAUUCCCAAGAUGGGCUAUUAUAUACCGGUCGCUGCCGUCGGUGCAGCCGUCAGUGCGGUGGGCUGUGGUAUGCUCUCUACCCUUUCACCAGUGAGCACAGCGGCCCAAUGGGCUGGAUACCAAUUUAUUGCUGGCGCCGGUAGAGGCUUGUAUCUCCAAAUACCUAUCCUAGCCGUCCAAAGCUACCUUCAGCCCUGCGAUCUUUCGAUCGGCAUGUCGACCAUCGUCUUUGCCCAGACCCUCGGUGCAGCGAUCGUCCUGGUCAUAGGGUCCUCGGUUUUCCUCAACUCGCUCCGCCACGAGAUCCCCGUCGCAGCACCGGAUGUUGACCUCCCGGAAAUCCUCAAGGCUGGUGCGACGGGGUUCCGCCAGCUUUUCGAGAAGAACCACUCACUCCCCGGUAUUAUUAUUUCCUACACGUUGAGCCUCCAAAGAGUGUUUUAUGUCGUCACCGCCAUCGCCUGCCUGGCAUUUUUGAGCUGUUGGGGUAUGGGGUGGAAGAACAUCAAGCAAAAGAAGGCUGGAACUGCAGAAGAGGUCGAGUCUGGGGUUGUUUUGAAUGACAGGGGAAAGAGGAGGGAGUCUCAGGCGCAGGCUGCCGGCCAUGCAAUCGAGAGUGGCGUGCGACUGUCGCUAUCUGCGACUUGA